UGACACAUUACCAACUCUUCAGUUAAGUGUGGGAAGAGAAAAAAAAGCCAAAGAUAAAAAGAAAUCACAUGUACAUAUACAUAUACAUAUACAUAUACAUAUACAUAUACACAUACAUAUACGUGGUGACACAAGUGAAUAGGUGCACUACACAAAAAUCACCAGCUAAUUCUCUAUUUUCUCUUCAUCUUCUUCUCUUUUUCUCUUUUUUUGUGCUACCAAUUCUUGAACCAAAAAAAAAUUAUAUAUGUACUCUAAGAAUUCACUGUACUUACCCAAUUAAACACUUCACUUUGUCUAGUUUAAAAAUGGUACUUGUAUUUUUCAUUGUAAUUUUAAGCCAUCUAGCAGAGAUCUCCCAAGGGGAACUAAGAGUUGGUUUUUAUAACAGUAGAUGCCCUACUGCUGAGACCAUUGUUAGUAAUGUUGUCCGUCAAGUUGCUGCCUCCAAUCAAAACAUUGCUCCUGUCUUGCUUAGGCUUCAUUUCCAUGACUGUUUUGUUCAGGGGUGUGAUGGAUCAAUUUUGAUAGAGAAUGGAGCAAAUGGAGAAAGACAUGCAUUUGGACAUCAAGGAGUUGGAGGUUUCGAAGUGAUAGAAAGAGCCAAAUCUGAAAUAGAAGCUGUUUGCCCUGGCAUUGUUUCUUGUGCUGACAUUGUUGCUUUGGCUGCUAGGGAUGCUGUUGUUUUGGCAAAUGGACCAUCAUAUGAGGUGGAAACAGGAAGAAGAGAUGGAAUGAUAUCGAAUUUGUCAUUAGCAGAUAACAUGCCGGAAGUGAGUGAGUCAAUUCAGAUACUCAAAGCGAAGUUCUCCCAGAAAGGCCUUUCUGAGAAAGACCUCGUUGUGCUCAGUGCUGCACAUACGAUAGGUACCACGGCAUGUUUCUUCAUGACAGAUAGGCUGUACAACUUUUCCCCUGGAGGAGGUUCUGAUCCAUCCAUACACCCCAGUUUCCUCCCUGUAUUGAUGGCAAGUUGUCCGCGGAACGGGGAUGUUAAUGCGCGAUUACCGAUGGAUAGGGGCAGCAGCGGGGAGUUUGACGACAAUAUUUUGCAAAAUGUAAGGAGUGGCUUCGCAGUGUUACGAUCAGAUGCUAGUUUAUACGAAGAUGUGGAGACGAGGAAUAUUGUGGAUUCCUACUUUGGGAUUUUUAGCCCAUUUUUUGGGACAUCUUUUGAAGAUGAUUUUGCUAAUGCAAUGGUGAAAAUGGGCAGAAUUGAUGUGCUCACUGGAUUAAAAGGGAGAAUUAGACGUCAAUGUUCCACAUUUUGAUUGCAUUGUUAAUUCUAAUUACUCCUCGAGUAUUUGCUUACAACAUUUUACUUUUGUUGCUAGAGUGGGUUACAGUCCCACAUUGGCUGGAAAAUGAAUCGGUGCUUGUAUGGACUUGGACAAUUACCCUCAUGAGCUAAUUGUUGAGGGUUGAGUUUGACAUAAAUGUAUAUCUUACCGUUUUUAUUUUUGA
Molecule: messenger RNA, 1464 nt
Organism: Capsicum annuum
Lineage: Eukaryota; Viridiplantae; Streptophyta; Magnoliopsida; Solanales; Solanaceae
Product: peroxidase 43
Exons: 4
Coding region: 69-1271 (400 amino acids)
Biological process (GO): response to oxidative stress; hydrogen peroxide catabolic process
Cellular component (GO): plant-type cell wall; plasmodesma
Molecular function (GO): heme binding; peroxidase activity
Source: RefSeq, a predicted model, not a curated record